GCGAAAACGGAGUCAAUGUUUGUUGGUAUUAUCAUCCUGAACAAACAAAGCACCAAGUUAGCAAGAAGUUCUUCCAAAAUGAAGUGUUCAAAACAAACACAUUUCAUGACCACUUAGUGCAAGAUGUUUUAGGAAAAUGUUUUGUCUUGCAAGUUAAAGACUAUGUCAAAGGACGGCCAAAAGGAAGUGAGAACAAGUCAGUUUAUGUAUGCGAAUCAAGAUAUAAUGAAGGCAGCAAAGUUUUUAAUAGAAUAAAGAAUUGGCAUCAUGUAAUGCCCAAAGGAUUUGACUUUAAAAAAAUUGAACUUGAUAAAUACGAGACGCCGGUUACAUUGAGAAAAACAGAGAGUCCAUUAGCAGCUGAAUGGUUAGCUGCACAUGACAAGGUAGACGAAUCACAAAAAUUAGAAACAUCUGAAUUUGAACAGACGUCAACACCAGUGUCAGUAUCAGAAUCUGCAUCUACAACAAUGACACAAACGGCAACACCUAAACCUAUAAGUAUGAAAAGGCAACAAACAGUCAACCAGCCAACCGAUAAUUUAAGUCCACACCCAAUUGUACCUUCACAGUAUCCUUCUAAUGUGCAACCACAGUAUAACCAUCAGUAUCCAAUGACACAAAUGAACCCAUCUAUGAUGAUGAUGAUGGGAAGACAUGGCUAUGGAUAUGGUGCUCAUUAUCAACAUCCACAAUCGCAGCCUAUGUUGAUUUCUCCUCAGUAUGUACACCCACAUCAUUAUCCAACGAUGUCAUCACCGGCCACGCAUAAUAUGACGACUCAGAUUCCGGCAACUUCUAAAGCAAUGCCCAAGUCUUUUCUAAACCGAACGACAUCCAUUGUAUCUAACAAUAAUUCAUCUCAAAGCUUUGAAUUACCUUCAGAAACAACCGAGCAUUUUGCACGUGACGACAAAGGAAGAAUGCUUUGGUUUGUUACUCCACCAAUAGACGUAGUACCACUACCACGACCUGUACAUUCAAUAGAAUAUCUUUGUAGACAAGAAGAAAUUAAAAAACGUAAGAAAAUACAAGAGACGAAUUACGUUAGUGAAAAUCAAUCUGAGCGGCCGCAGAAAAUACCAAAUCUCUCACACUCUGAUACUAGUAGCAUAAUGAAUAAUGAUAAACUACUGGACAUUAUUGAGG
Racocetra persica is the source of this 1149-nucleotide messenger RNA. The record is from the annotation of a GenBank genome assembly. NCBI's taxonomy places the organism in Eukaryota, Fungi, Glomeromycota, Glomeromycetes, Diversisporales, Gigasporaceae.